This is a messenger RNA of Jaculus jaculus (lesser Egyptian jerboa), 681 nucleotides long. RefSeq names its product chromosome 6 C3orf56 homolog (gene Prr23e). The transcript has a single exon. Lineage: Eukaryota; Metazoa; Chordata; Mammalia; Rodentia; Dipodidae. The coding region runs from base 1 to 681 and encodes 226 amino acids. The record is from RefSeq and is a predicted model, not a curated record.
AUGGCAACAGCUGCCGCCCAGGAACAAAUUAUGAAGAAAAACAUCCCUGACGCUUCCCAGGCAUCAAAGGAAAUUCACUUGGCUGCCGGUGGGACAGACAUUGGGCCUCUUUCCACCCUCUGUGCUUGUGCAAGAAGCAGGCUUGUCACCGACCUGUCCCCGUGGCCUGCUGUGGGGGAUUUCUGUGUUGGCCACUCCUAUGUGGGCACCCUAUCCGAAGCCUACCCAAGCCCCUGGACUUAUACGUGGGCCCCCUGGGGCAGUUGUCUCUGGAUGGGGCAGCUUAUUACUGUGCCCUCAGUGUGGUCAGGGGCCGACUCCAGCUCUGAUCCCUGUGUGGAAAGCCAACACCUCACUUCCAUAGCCAACAGCAUAUUUCCUUUUCUCAGGGAGACCCCAUCUGCCUCCCCCUCCGUCAGUCUCGGUCUGGCUGGGGAAACCUCCAGGCCCCAGGUGGAAGGCCAGACCUCAGCCAGCUCCACUCCCAGGACUGCAGAGGGGAGCUCACCUAAAAAUUCUCCAUCGGAAUGGCCCUCCAGCUUUGACCUUGGGUGCCCCAGGAUGCCCUCCAGCCCAGACUGCCACCAUCUGACCCCUCCCCCCACCCAAGACCCUGAGCCUGGAAUCCCCAGCCCCGGAAGCCCUUGGCACAGGGUCCGCCGUCGCCUCUUUGAGCGCUGA